Molecule: messenger RNA, 5624 nt
Organism: Cuculus canorus (common cuckoo)
Lineage: Eukaryota; Metazoa; Chordata; Aves; Cuculiformes; Cuculidae
Exons: 6
Coding region: 1971-5282 (1103 amino acids)
Molecular function (GO): protein binding
Source: RefSeq, a predicted model, not a curated record
UUCUGGGAGACAGAUUGGACCAGGCAGCAGCCAGGGAAGAGGAAGCUGGGCCUGGUGCCCACGGGGCUGCCCCCACUGUUUAGAAACAGCAGUUACUCUCCCGUUCCUCUUUUUAUAAGGCUCUCCAGGUGAGAAACGCUGCCCUGGGCAGCACAGGAGCAGAGCCUUGCAGUUCCCUGGCUGGGAGCUGAUCCCACAAGGCUGGAGUUCUCUUGAGUUGUGUUAUUGCUGGUGCAAGAACUAGGCAGUACUGGGUAUUUGUUUUACCAUUAGCCUGGCGAGCAACUGUUUGUAAGCAGUUCAGGCCCUUUGUAUUAGUGGUAAUGGCAUAGGGAGGGGAGGCGGGUGGCACAGCCACUGGCCACAUUCCCCAGUAGGGAUUGUCACCGGUGGACAGGAACACCAGCUCCAUCCAGGCUCUGAAAUCAAACCCCUCACUGAGGAUGACAGCUGUAGGCAGCCUGGUUUGAUACAGCACUAAGUCCCACCACUUGUCAAGCACAGCAGAGUAAAGUGGCAUUGGUGAGUACCAAAGGGAGGGCUUUUCCAUCACUGCCACCUUCUGCCUGACAUCUCCAGGGUGAAGGCUACAAAGGUGAUCUGAGGGCUGAAGCACCUUCCCUACGAGGACAGGCUGAGAGAGUUGGGGUUGUUCAGCCUGGAGAAGAGAAGGCUCUGAGGAGAUCUUAUAGUGACCUUCCAGUGCCUGAAGGGGCUACAGGAAAGCUGGAGAGGGGCUGUUCACAAAGGCUUGUGGGGAUAGGACAAGAGGGAAUGGGAAUAAACUGGAGAGGGGCAGAUUUAAACUAGACAUUAGGAAGGAUUUCUUCGCUAUGAGAGUGGUGAGGCCCUGGCCCAGGUUGCCCAGGGAAGCUGUGGCUGCCCCAUCCCUGGAGGUGUUCAAGGCCAGGUUGGAUGGGCCUUGGGCAGCCUGAUCCAGUGGGAGGUGUCCCUGCCCACGGCAGGGGGUUGGAACUGGAUGGUCUUUAAAGUCCCUUCCAACCCAAACUGUUCUAUGAUGCUGGCUGGGCAGCUGUCAAUUCGGGGGCUGUCGGCACGGCAGGGGAGUGUUCCUGGCUGGUGAUUCUGGGGUGUUGGGCAACAGCAGUUGAGACACCGAUGUGGGUUAACGGCUCUGCACUUCGAAUGGAGCCCUGGAGACGGUGUUCCUGGCUCCUCAGCCUGAACAGCUAAACCCAGGGAAGCACACGCUGCCCCUUCCACAACAAAAACCUCCACCGAUGCCUGAGCCUUCCCUGCCUGGCACUGAUCCUUUACCUCCCUACUCUGUAGUUUGGGAUUGCCUUUGUUCUAAAGGAACGUUUGUGCUCUCAGCAUGGACUGAGGGCUGGUGGGGAAUCCUUGGGCCACCUGUGACCCUUUCAGCUACUGUGCUUUGCGAGGGACUUCAGCGGCACGGUCCGCGCCAGUCCUGUGCGCUCGCGGUUUGUGGGUUUCGGCCCCUCUGUGGUUUAGGUUUCACUUCCCUCUCCACACCAAAGGCGACAGACACACGAGACCCAAGUGGCUUUGAGCUGCCUUCCAGGACCGGCUGCGACUCCUUCGCUCCUUGAGUUGGCAGCUGCCCCGGCUCCUGCCCGCGUGAGCUCAGGUAGGGAUGCGCUGCGCCAGGAAUGCCGAGGCGGUGCUGGGCAUGGCUAUGUCAUGCCAGGGGCCACCUCUGCCUGCUGUCGUUGGGCAGAGGGAGGGCUGGGGGUCUCCUCUCUCACUGCCAGGCAGCUUCCAGGCUGUUGGGGUGAGCCGGGAGCAGCCGCAGAGCCGGGGAUCCCCCAGUGCCCUGUGGGAUCUGCAAAAUCCACUGUGAAAGAGCAACAGCCCAAGACACAGUGGUUUCCAAGCUCUCAGGGAGGCCCCAGCCAGCAGCGCCCGGGCUUGCUGGGUGGCACCAGUGGGAAAGUUGGGACCAGUGUCCUCCAGGGAUACUGGAGGAGGUGGUGGAUCUGCCUGUAAUGACAGUGUCAGGGUGGCCGAGAGGCCACAGCCUCUGGGAUAGGAUAGCUCAGAGACCAAAGCCCACACGGCGGCGUUGUCCGCCGGCUCCUGGUCCCUUCUUCUCCCUCAGCCUUCUUUCCAUGUGGUGGAUUCGCAACUUCGCUCUGGCCACCAUGAAGGAGCCCUGGUCCUGUGUGACCCAGCUGUGGGUCCCCAAGCCCACUGCCUGCACUGGGGCUGGAGGGACCCCGGGCUGGGGGUGCUGGGCUGGGUGCAGACACCCGGUGGCCGAUGGGGGAGGGAGUUUGGCCCCAGCAGAGGCUCUGCCCAUGCCACAAGCGGGGCCAUCGCGUGUCCCUGUGGUGAAGCUGUGGUGCUGUGGCGCUGGCAUCCGCAGGCACGGCUCCCCGGGGGCACCCAGAGCCCCCCACUAUCGUUUGGAGCUCAGUCGUGGCAGGGAACCCUCUGCCCUCGCAGGUGUCCUCUGCACUGGCGAGGCUGAAGCCGCACUGAUGCAGAUGCCCAAACCCUUCCCGGGGCCGGAGGAGAAGUGGGUUCCUCCCCUGCAGGCAGAGCUGCAGCCAGCGAUAAAGCACCCGGCACUCAUCCUGCCACCGGAGCUGGACCAGGAGCCGCAGCUCUGCCGAGCCCUGUUCGAUUACGCCCCAGAGCUGCCGGACGAGCUGCCGCUGCAGCGGGGAGAUGUCAUCCGGAUCCUCAGCAAGCGGACGGAGGCGGAGGGCUGGUGGGAUGGGCAGUGCCGGCACCGGAGAGGGCUCUUCCCCACCAACUUUGUGGAGCUCCUCGCAGCACCGGUGCCCACGGGGAGCAGAGGCUGCUCUGGGGUUGGCGCGUCCACGCCUUGCACCACGGCAGCCUCCAUGAAGCCAACGGUCCCUGCUGCCAUCCCAGCAUCCUCGCCCAAUCCUGCUCUGAGGCCGGCGAUGCCAUCCCGGGAUGCAGAGUCUGGUGAGUCUGGCUGUGGCCACCAUCCGGCUCUGGGGAUCUUGGUGUCCCCCCAGGACGGCCGGUUGGCCCCACGGCCGGCUGCGAGGUGGGUUGGGGCAGCGUGGGUGCCGGCGGUGCCGGGAGGCAGGAGGAGCCCCGUGGGGCACAGGGAUGCAGCGUGGAACAGCACCGAGGUGCUCUCCGCUUCGACUUCCUUCCCAGAACGGAGCCGAUUUCCUCCGGCAUCACGUGCGUGGUGUGGGACCGCGGCAGCCGGCGGAACCUGGCACGGUCCCGCGUGGCACAGGCUCGUGGGCAGCCCCACGCCGGCAGGUAGGAUGGAGUGGUUGUGGCUCUGGGGGUCCCGUGCUUGGGGACCAUCGUGGUGGCAGCAUCCGGGCUCUCCAGGAUCCCGGCGGGGGCUGGUGGGACACUGGGCAGCUCCAGGCACCCGUGGUGGGAGUGAUGGAAGCCCAGAGCCCGCAGAGCAGCUCCGCGAGCGCUUGGGGCCCGAUGCCCUUAUCCCCAUCCUCAUCCCUGUGCUCCUCAUGGUUGUGGACAUAUCUUUGGGUGGACAAAAGCUGCCGGCAUCUCUGGUGCCCGCGAGGCCGCUGUGGGGAGGGUCUUGCUGCUGGUGGCAGGACCAGGUGGCAUCAGGUCUGCCAACCUGCCAUGGGGACAAGGCUGAGCCGCCACGGGGACAAGAAAGGUGGCCCACCACGAGGAUAGCGUGGCCCACCAUGAGGACAGAGUGGCCCAUGGGCACGUCUAGGGCCUGGUACCCUGUAUCCUGCUCUGCCAGGGACCCAUCCCGGUGGGACCCCGGGGCUUUGGUGGCACAGGGAUGCUCCUGCGCUGUAGGUGGUGGUGGUUCAGCAUCCUGCCCGCGGCGCUGGGGGAGGUUUGCAGAGGAAGCGCCGACCGCAGCGGGGCCGGGUGCUCUGCCGGGUGCUCGGAUGGGUGCGGGGAUGGGUGCGGGGCUGCAGGAGCGGCGGCUGCCCCCGAACCAGCACGUAAAGCCCUGGGUCUGCAGUGUUGGGGACAGAGCUGCCGUGGGGCCGGGUGGGUCUCACCAAGUGUUGCUGCUGGCUGUGGCGGGUGUGAGAGAUGGUGUUGGUGGGGUCUAUGGGGUCAGGAGCACUGUGGGGCGAUGCCCCCCCAAGCAGUCCUGCCUCUUCCCACCCCCCUGUGCCCCACACAGAGCCCUGACCCCUGGCAUGGGGCUGAGGGGUCAGGGAUGGCCCCUGGAGACCAGGUGCUAUGGGGCAGGAGGGGCUGUCUCCCCACAUCCCCCCACAGGAGAGGGGCUGUACCGGGGUCCUUCCCCAGUGCCUGAUGCCCCUCAGCCCACGAGGAGGAGAGGGCUGAGAAAGGGGAGCAUCUGCAGAAGGGCUGGCAUCUCCGCCGGGAGAGCCAAGCACCGCCGGGCUGUACCGCUUUACGGCAUCAUCCGCAGGUCCAGCGCCGCUCAGCCCUGCGCCUCGGCGGACACGGAACGGGACAGAGCCAGCGAUGCAGGUGGGCGCGGGGUGCCGGCACCGGGCACCACAGCCACCAUGGAGCCACCUGUGCCCGUGCCGGGCGCUGACACCUUCCCUUCGGCAGAUGCUGAUGGCUUCAACGCGGUGCCGGUCACCACGACCAAGCUGAGCCACCCCACCGCCACGCGGCCCCGUGUGCCGGGCCAGCGGCCACCCAGCCUGGCGCUGGGGAGCACGGGGGGACCCUGGGGUGGGGAGCAGCCCUGGGGGCCCCUCUGCGCCCCCAUCCCCAGCACGGCGAUGGCCCCUGGACCACCAUGGGGCACGGAGAUGCUGGUGGCGCCACGGCCGGAGGAGAAGCUGGCCUUGGAGGACUUGAAGGCUGAGGUCCGUUCCUUGCACAUCCUCGUGGACCUGAUGAGAGUCCAACACCUGCGGGAUCUGGAGGACCUGCGGCUGGAGGUGCACCAGGAGCGAGCCAAGCGCCAGGCGCUGCAGGUGAGUUCUGGGGCGCAGGGGACCGCCACCCCCUGUACCCCCCAAAAAACACCCCUCAGAGUCUCUUCUUGCAGGCAGAGAUCGAGCGGGUGCGGAGGGCUCUAUCCUGCUGAGCGCCCACCCCUCGGCACCCCGAGAUGUGGGGCAGGGGAGGGGCGCACAGCUGCCAGUGCUGUGCCCUCAGCCCCAUCGGGCACCAACGCUCAUCCUGGGGUGCAGUGUGACCCCAAAGCUGUGCGACAGCCCCGGCGGGGACAGAUCGUUGUUAGAAUAAACUCUUUUGGGUCCAAAGCACCACUGGGCUGUGGGGGAGCCCUGAGGGACGGCACUGGGAGGGCACUGGGGGUCCCAUCAUGGCACUGGGGGACCCACAUGGAACAAGGGGUCCCACUUUGGCACUAGGGCUCCUGCUCUGGCAGAGGGGAGCCCGUGAUCACCCGGGGGGGGGCAGCUUGGCACAGAGGUUCCCACCUUGGCUCUGGGGUUCCCACCUUGAUGUUGGGGUUCCCACCAUGGCUCUGGGGUUCCCACCUUGAUGUUGGGGUUCCCACCAUGGCUCUGUGGGUCCCAACUUGAUAUUGGGGUUCUCACCAUGGCUCUGGGGUUCCUACCUUGACAUUAGGGUUCCCACCAUGGCUCUGGGGUUCCCACCUUGAUGUUGGGGUUCCCACCAUGGCUCUGUGGGUCCCAACUUGAUAUUGGGGUUCUCACCAUGGCUCUGGGGUUCCUACCUUGACAUUGGGA